Molecule: messenger RNA, 429 nt
Organism: Sorex araneus (European shrew)
Lineage: Eukaryota; Metazoa; Chordata; Mammalia; Eulipotyphla; Soricidae
Product: ADP-ribosylation factor 3-like
Exons: 1
Coding region: 1-429 (142 amino acids)
Biological process (GO): intracellular protein transport; vesicle-mediated transport
Cellular component (GO): cytoplasm; plasma membrane
Molecular function (GO): GTP binding; GTPase activity
Source: RefSeq, a predicted model, not a curated record
AUGCGCAUGCCCAGGGUGUGCCUGCGUGCAGCAGGGAAGACUAGCAUCUGGUGCUCCCUGAAGCUGUGGGAGGUUGGGGCCACCGGUCCUGGGAUAGGCUUCAACGUAGGAACUGUGGAGUACAAGAACUUCAGCUCCACCCAGUGGCUCAUGGGUGGCCAGGACAAGACCUGGCCUCUAUGGCGCCAUUACUUCCAGGACACCCAAGGUCUGAUCUUUCUGGUUGACAGGAAUGACAGAGAGCGUGUGAAUGAGGCCCGGGCAGAGCACAUGAGAAUGCUGGCUGGAGUUGAGCUCAGGGAUGCGGUUCUGCACAUGUUUGCUAACAAGCAGCGUCUCCCCAGUGUGGCUGAGACCAUAGACAAUCUGGGCCUGCAUGCCCUGCGCACAGGUACGUUCAGGCACCUGUGCCACCAGCAUGGGCUCUAG